AUGCCUCCCAAGUUCGAUCCCAGCGAGGUCAAGGUCAUCCACCUCCGUGCCACCGGUGGUGAGGUUGGUGCCUCUUCGGCCCUUGCUCCCAAGAUUGGUCCUCUUGGUCUGUCGCCCAAGAAGGUCGGUGAAGAUAUCGCCAAGGCCACUGGUGACUGGAAAGGUCUCCGUGUCACCGUCAAGUUGACCAUCCAGAACCGUCAGGCUGCCGUCUCUGUCGUGCCCACUGCCUCCUCUCUCAUCAUCAAGGCCCUCAAGGAGCCCCCGCGUGACCGCAAGAAGGAGAAGAACAUCAAGCACAACAAGUCCGUCAGCCUCGAUGAGAUCAUUGAGAUUGCCCGCACCAUGCGCUUCAAGUCUUUCGCCAAGGAGCUGAAGGGAACCGUCAGGGAGAUGCUGGGAACUGCUCAGAGUGUUGGCUGCCAGGUCGAUGGAAAGACCCCCCAGGCUAUCCUGGAGGCCAUCGAGAACGGCGAGAUUGAUAUCCCCGAGGAGUAG
Messenger RNA from Trichoderma breve, 498 nucleotides. RefSeq names its product ribosomal protein l11, RNA binding domain-containing protein. The transcript has 5 exons. Gene Ontology annotation, biological process: translation. Gene Ontology annotation, molecular function: structural constituent of ribosome; large ribosomal subunit rRNA binding. The record is from RefSeq and is a predicted model, not a curated record. NCBI's taxonomy places the organism in Eukaryota, Fungi, Ascomycota, Sordariomycetes, Hypocreales, Hypocreaceae. Gene Ontology annotation, cellular component: ribosome; cytosolic large ribosomal subunit. The coding region runs from base 1 to 498 and encodes 165 amino acids.